AUGGCCGGUCAGUCACAUUUCCAACAACUCGAAAAGCUUGGUGAAGGAACCUAUGCCACUGUGUACAAAGGCAGAGAUGCGUACACCGGGUCCCUUGUUGCUCUUAAAGAAAUCAACUUGGACUCUGAAGAAGGUACCCCUUCUACUGCAAUCCGUGAAAUUUCUCUUAUGAAGGAACUCAAGCAUGAAAACAUCGUCACCCUCUAUGAUGUGAUCCACACGGAAAAUAAAUUGACCCUUGUGUUCGAGCAUAUGGACCGUGAUCUUAAGAAGUACAUGGAUACCUAUGGUAAUCGCGGUGCGUUGGACCCUAAGAUUGUCAAAAGCUACAUGUUUCAGCUUCUCAAAGGUAUAAUGUUUUGCCAUGAUAACUGUGUGUUGCAUCGUGAUUUAAAACCUCAAAACUUAUUGAUAAAUUCUAAAGGUGAGCUCAAGAUUGGUGAUUUUGGUCUUGCCCGUGCCUUCGGGAUCCCUGUCAACACUUUCUCCAACGAGGUUGUCACCCUUUGGUACAGAGCCCCUGAUGUGCUUAUGGGUUCCAGAAACUAUAAUACCAGUAUUGAUAUCUGGUCAGCUGGAUGUAUCAUGGCAGAAAUGUUCACUGGCCGUCCAUUAUUCCCAGGAUCUUCUAACGAUGAUCAAUUGUUGACAAUUUUCAAAAUAAUGGGUACCCCAACCGAAAGAACGUGGCCAGGGGUUUCUCAAUUGCCAAACUACCGUCAUAAUUUCGACAUGUACAUUUCCCAAGAUUUGGGCACUAUUGUUCCUCAGGUUGAUCCUAUUGGUUUGAAAUUGUUGAACCAAUUAUUGCAAAUGAAGCCAGAAAACAGGGUUUCUGCCCGCGCUGCGUUGACUAGUCCUUGGUUUUCCGAAUACUCGUCACAGUUGGGAAACAACCAAAUGAAUAACAGUGAUACCCAAUAUCAGAAUCAAUAUCAGGAUGGUAGAGGACGUGGCAUGCAUCAAAUAGCAUGA
Molecule: messenger RNA, 975 nt
Organism: Saccharomycopsis crataegensis
Lineage: Eukaryota; Fungi; Ascomycota; Saccharomycetes; Ascoideales; Saccharomycopsidaceae
Gene: PHO85
Product: cyclin-dependent serine/threonine-protein kinase PHO85
Exons: 1
Coding region: 1-975 (324 amino acids)
Biological process (GO): protein phosphorylation
Cellular component (GO): nucleus; cytoplasm
Molecular function (GO): cyclin-dependent protein serine/threonine kinase activity; ATP binding
Source: RefSeq, a predicted model, not a curated record